Molecule: messenger RNA, 3083 nt
Organism: Calliphora vicina (urban bluebottle blowfly)
Lineage: Eukaryota; Metazoa; Arthropoda; Insecta; Diptera; Calliphoridae
Product: dentin sialophosphoprotein
Exons: 8
Coding region: 985-2880 (631 amino acids)
Biological process (GO): intracellular signal transduction; negative regulation of protein tyrosine kinase activity
Cellular component (GO): cytoplasm
Molecular function (GO): protein kinase inhibitor activity
Source: RefSeq, a predicted model, not a curated record
ACAGAGAGAACGAAAUCUAAUUGAGAGCCAAAAAGAGAGUAAACAAGAGAUUAGAUAUUGUAUCUAAUACAAUUAGCUCCACAUUGAUAGGAAAAGUAUCGAGUAAAUAAAAACAGUUUGAAUUGGAACUCAAAAUAGGCGUAUGGGGGAUGUUAAAAUACGCAUCACGUACAAGUUGGGGAAAACAAAAUAAUAACAACAACAAUAACGAAAACAAAAUUAAUAAUAAACAACAACGGUAAAACGAUGACAAGUAUGUAACGGUGAUGGCGGUGUUGGCACUCUAACACGGUGGUUUGCUUUAAAACUCUUUGCAAAUAAAUCCACAGAAGCAGAAGAUACAUUUUCUCUGCUGACUGUUAAUAUUUUUGCUUUUUUUGGGGGGAAACAACGGGCAUAGAGAGACCAACUUGGGUUGUUUGCCAGGGUGGAGACGAAAAGAUAAUUUAACUGUGUUUUUUUAUUUUACGAACAAACAAACCAACAAAAAAUAUAUAAAGAAGAGUAGAAAAUAAAAAUCGAAAAUAUGCUGCAAGUAACAAUUAUUAUCAACUGAAUGAAGAAAAACGAAUUUUUCCACAUUCAUACAGAGCAGUAGAGAAAAUAUAACGCGUGAACGUAACGUGCAGGUAACGGAAGAAAAUUUUUAUUUUCAUUGAGUGAAAAAUUACAAAUUUUAUAUAAAAAAAAGAAAGAAAAAAAAAAGUGUUAUGAAAUUUUUAUAGAAAAAGAAAAUAAAUAAAUAUUGCAAAAAAAAAGCAAGUGAAUAAAAGAAAAUUUUGUCUCAAAAGGUGUGUUUAAAAUUUGUUAAACAAAAUAAUGGUUUAUUAAAAAUAAAAUAAGAAUUUCUAACUCAAUUUCCUUUAAGGCAAUAAUUAUGUGUAUUGCUAAGUGAUAUUUUUUGCAUAAAAAAAAAACAAAUUUAAUUUUUAAAAUAUUAAUAUACCUACAUACAUAAAAAUACAUAAAUACAUAUUGAUCAAUAUGUCAACUGAAAGCAAUAAUACUCCAGUGGAUCCCAGAGUUCAGGUUGAACUAGAGAAACUAAACACGGCAACGGACAAUAUUAACAAAUAUGAAGUAGAACUUGAUGAAGCGAAAUGUGAAUUCAAACGUAUUUUAGCUGAAAGCGUCGUUAGGAUAAAGCAGUCUGCACACAAAUUAGGAAAUUCUAUCGAGGCAGCAAAACCAUAUUAUGAAUCGCGUAUAUAUGCGGCUCAGCUUGCCAAAGAGACCCAACAGGCAGCAUCUAAUUAUGAGAAGGCAAAAUCCAUACACGCAGCUGCCAAAGAAAUGGUUUAUCUGGCCGAGCAGGGUUUGGGUGAAAAAUCUACCUUGGAUACAGCAUGUCAGGAGAUGUUAAGUCAUGCAGCCAGCAAAGUAAAUCAAUCACAAUUAGAGGUUACUGAUGCUCGUAAUUCUUUGAAAAUGUGUCAAUUGAAGCUAGAAGUAGCUAAUAAUCGUGUGGGUAAAUUACAGGGACAAUUGCGACAAGCCAUUAAAGCAUCUAGUUUUAAUAUUAGACGAAAUUUACUUUUAAUUAAUUUAUUGGCUUAUCAACAUGAUUUAAAUAAUUUACCUUAUUACGAGACCCGUGCCAAUUAUAAUGGUAUAUUGAAGGCACAAAAGGAAAAAAUCAAUAGUCUAGAGAAUAGAGUAGCUGAUGCCAAAAUGACUUACAAUGAAGCUUUAAAAAAUCUAGAACAAAUUUCAGAAGAAAUUCACCGCCAGCGCCAGCAAAAGCAAAAAAAUCUAAUGAAUUAUGAGACAAUGUUGAAACAGACGGAGGUCGAUAAUGCCUCCUCGAACUAUUCCUCGCCAAUGGGAAGUGGUAGUCAUACGCAAUUUCCGUGUGACAUAGAUACAACUGAUGAGUACCUUGAGAUGCCCGAUAAAUUAACCACCAAUUCGAGCCCCGUACGGCAAAGACAUCCAGAUGAACAUGAGUGUCCACAUUUGCUGCAUGAUUUCGAUACGGUCUUAACUUUUCCACAGAAAAUCGCCAGCGGUAUGCAUAAAUCGGCAAGUACUAGUAAUACAAGUGAUAAUCUCUUUGCCCAGGCCCAUGCUCAUGGGCCAUAUGAGAUUAAAUCGUCUAUGGGUAGUGGACAAAACCUAACAAACGAUAAUAGUUCGAGUACGGGUAAAGGUGGUGGUAGUGGAAGUGGUGGUGGCGGCGGUGGUAGAAGUGGUAUCGGUGAAAGUGAUGAUAAUGAUAUAGAACAGUGGACCGAAAUACGUUUGUCGCAUUCUGAGAGCACCAGCUCUAGUUACUCAAACCAAAGUUUGCUGCACGAUCAUGCAGAUGGUCAAGCCGAAGAUGCUCAAUCCCACCACUCAUCAUCGUCUUCGUCGGACGAGCCCAAGCGUAAAGUUACCUGUACUACGAUAUUCCAAGAGGAACAGCUGGGUAAAAAACAAUCGUUGGCUCAAUGGCUUUCACGCUCCAACAGCCUGAAAGUCAGUGGUCGUCGCCAGUCUCUCGAUCUCCUAAUCGAUGCCAGUGAUAAGGUUAAAGACGUUUUUUCGUUUGGCUUUCAAAAAGUCGGUCGCACCUUAGAGCGUCGCAACAGUGAGUCGGAAAUGAAUAGUGAAAGUAGUAAUGGCUCCACGAAUGUGGCCAUUGGUGGUAGUGUAUUGGGUAGUAGUAGUGGCGCUGGUGGUGGGGGCAAUACGUCCACAUCUUCAACAUCAUCGGCUAGUGAUUUCCUAUUUUUCUCAAGAUCUGAACCAAAAGAAUUAUUAUCGGAUGAACAGGUGGAAAAUCUAUUACUUAAUCAUACAGUGGAUGAAAAUGGCACAAUUAUAGUGGAAGAGCUUAAAUCACCUCUACAACAGCCAAUUAGUAAUAAGUUUGGUUUGCCAACGCUUUUAGUUUAAAUUCAUGUUUUUUUUAAAAAAAAGCUUAGUAAAAUGUUAUGUUUAAAUUGCAUAUUUAUUCUUAAAUUAAAUUUUUAUUUUUAAAUUAAAUUUUAAGAACACAUAUCAGCAUACUGAUAAACUAUGUAGCAAUAGAAUAUCAGUAAUAAUUUUAAACCAACUUCUACUAAAUGCUAUACAAUUUUAAAAUUUUCUUGCAGAGA